AUGACAACAACGAAAGACGCAAAAACUGAACAUAUAGAUUUUGGAAAUGCCUUAUCAGAGCGGUACCUUGCUUAUGCUCUCUCUACUAUUAUGUCUCGGUCAUUACCAGAUGUACGUGAUGGGUUAAAACCUGUCCAUCGUCGAUUACUAUAUGCUAUGUUGCAAUUGAGGUUAGAGCCUACUGCGGCUUAUAAGAAAUGCGCAAGGGUAGUUGGGGAUGUAAUUGGUAAAUAUCAUCCUCAUGGUGAUGUAGCAGUGUAUGAUACUUUAGUUCGCCUCGCUCAGAGUUUUUCUCUACGUUACCCGCUAAUUGAUGGGCAAGGAAAUUUUGGUUCAAUCGAUGGCGACAAUGCUGCGGCAAUGCGUUAUACUGAAUCGAGAAUGACGGAGAUUUGCACUCUCUUAAUGUUAGAUAUAGAUAAAGAUACAGUCGAUUUCCGUGCUACUUAUGACGAUUCUGAUACUGAACCAGUCAUUAUGCCUGCGAUGUUUCCUAAUUUAUUAGCCAAUGGUUCAGAAGGGAUAGCAGUAGGUAUGGCUACAAGUAUUCCUCCGCAUAAUUUACAUGAAUUAUGUGAGGCCUUAACCUACUUAGUAGACCAUAGGGGGGCAGAGAUCAACGAUGUUUUGCAGUUUGUUAAAGGACCGGAUUUUCCCACGGGAGGCAUAAUUAUUGAUAAUAAUCAAGUAAUUCAACAAGCAUAUUCUACUGGGCGCGGUAGCUUUAGAGUAAGGUCGCGUUGGGAAAAACAAGAGUUGAGUUAUGGUUUAUAUCAAAUUGUUAUUACUGAAAUACCUUAUCAAGUACAAAAAUCUAAAGUGAUUGAACAAAUUGCUGCGCUUUUCAAAGAUAAAAAAAUCCCUUUAAUUAGUAAUAUAAGCGACGAAUCUACUGAAGAUAUAAGGUUAAUCAUCGAGCCUAGAGACCGGAAUUGUGAUCCGAAUAUUAUUAUGGAAUCGUUAUUCAAGCUAACUUCUUUAGAAAAUAGGAUUCAGCUUAAUAUGAAUGUCAUAGAUUCGAAUAAUAUUCCUAAAGUAGCUAAUAUACUAGAAAUUUUACAAGAAUUUUUAUUACAUAGAAAAAAUAUUAUUACCCGUAGGGCUAG
This is a messenger RNA of Rotaria sp. Silwood2, 1106 nucleotides long. The record is from the annotation of a GenBank genome assembly. NCBI's taxonomy places the organism in Eukaryota, Metazoa, Rotifera, Eurotatoria, Philodinida, Philodinidae.